UUGAUCAAUUCUUACAAUUGCAGGCUGAGAUAAGCCGCUUGAGUUUAGUAAAGUAAUUGCUAAAUAUAUGAAAGAGACUCCAAGAGACUCGGAUUUGUUUCUGCUAUAUAAUUACAUGUAAUACAAAAGAAUUUUGUAUAGAAAAAUAUUUCCUCUUAUAAGGAAAAGUAUUUAUUAAAAACGACUGAAUAAUGAAAUACUACGUCUCUUGUAACAUGGAAAUGACUUGCUUGACUGUGUAAUCUUUAGCUGUAAAAAUGGCGAGCAAUUUGUUAAUAUUCAUUCCACAAACGCUGUGCACUGAAAAAUCCGGUUAUGUACUUGGUAAAGUAAUACAUGACACCUGCAGUGAUUUAAAAAAGUUCUACAUCAUCAGUUCGCGUAAGACGGAUCCAGUAGAUCAAUCAACUAAAUCUACGUUAGACAUUAUUGGAUAUCAUUCCAAUGAGAACAAGGCUAUUGACGAAUGUUUGGAACGUAAGCACGCAAACUGGGUACACAUUGUAACAAAGCCUUCAGAGAAUGGACGGGAUAAAGGAUAUUGUCUGUUGAAAAUCACUCUUAACAAUAAAAACAUUGAUCUGUCAACAAUGCGCACGAUGAUUAUUUUGUAUAAUCAGUGGGCUUUGCAGGGAACAGAAUUGUUUGAGAGCAAGACAACGUCGGGCGAUCACUUUCACGAGCUUGCUAAACUUGUACAGAGCAAAAAGGAUGAAUUGAAAAUCAAGUCUACAUAUGUUUGCAUCUGGGAGACUCUGCUGAUUUAUCACGUGUCAUUUUAUUUGCACCUUAUUUUGUUUCUAUCCAAGGCAACAGACAGAUUAUUGCCGAUUUUGAAAUAUUCUUCCCUUGGCUUGCAUAUCCAUGACUGGCUCGAGAAUGUCAAGUGGAUGUUAGCAACAAUCAUAAGGGAUAGAAGUAUUAAAUUGAAAACUGGAAACUAUGCUCUAGCAAUUGUAAUAGAUAUGGCACUAGGAAUCCUCGUAUUGCAAUUACUAAGAUAUUAUAUCAAAGAUCAGCCAUCGCAGCUCCUUCUAAACAAUGCAGAGAAAGUCGUGGAGAGUUUGAAGGAACUAAUUAAUUGGUUGAUGGGUGUACCAGCUGGUCUAAAGCUUAAUCAUGCUUUAAACAAUACUAUGGGCAAGUUUUUUUUGUAUCAUAUACAGCUCUGGUGGACAUUUUUGAUAUUCUUAAAGCCACUUCUGGAUCUCGCAUUUGAAGUACUACUCUUGUUUGGAAAGCUUGGCAUCACAUUUCAAAUAUCCAUCGUUGCAGACCUUCUGGCUCUCGUCAGCUUCCACACGUACUGCAUUUACGUUUAUGCAGCAAGGCUCUUUAAUAUCCAGCUGAGAGGAAUCACGGCUCUCUUUAGACUUUUCCUUGGGAAGAAGAAAAAUCCCCUGCGCGAAAGAGUGGAUUCUUGUCUGUAUCAGACAGACCAACUGUUCAUCGGGACGCUGUCAUUCACCAUUCUGCUGUUUCUAAUGCCCACAACGUGGGUGUAUUACACUGUAUUUACUCUGGUAAAAAUAUCUGGUUUUAAUUUUUUUAAAUUCUUCCGAGAUACAAUUGUGGUAUUAUGUAUAGCUUGGUUGCAGCUCAGAUUAGUGUCCAUCGCAUUUGGUGGUUUUCUGACUAGGCUGAAAUUCUACCUGCAAGUUAUGCCUGUUUAUACCUUUUGGAGAUGGUUGCUGCGGUCUUACUGCACUUGUAGUAUCGUUGACAUCAGAUUACAUCCUUUCUAUACACAAGAAAUGACAGUGUUAUCGAUGACGAUGGUUGUGGCUCCUUGGAGGUUCACAUGGAAAAAGUGUAUUCCAGAUACAAUUGUUUGCCAUCCAUCCAUUGAGUGGUGUACAAUAUUGAAUAAUGUUAUAUGGGGCCAUUUAUUAUAUCCGUUAUAAAGAAACAUUAUAUUAAAUGUGUUAAUAUUUUUUAUUUACACGCUAAAAGACAU
Trachymyrmex septentrionalis is the source of this 1957-nucleotide messenger RNA. RefSeq names its product phosphatidylinositol N-acetylglucosaminyltransferase subunit Q (gene PIG-Q). The coding region runs from base 258 to 1904 and encodes 548 amino acids. Gene Ontology annotation, cellular component: endoplasmic reticulum; membrane. Lineage: Eukaryota; Metazoa; Arthropoda; Insecta; Hymenoptera; Formicidae. The record is from RefSeq and is a predicted model, not a curated record. Gene Ontology annotation, biological process: GPI anchor biosynthetic process. The transcript has 5 exons.